GGGAGGCUGUUCCUAUUGGGAGCCCGGAUUACACCAGCUCCUUGGCGCGCGUUUCCUCUGAGCUGGGGAAGGCGAGGUCGGACCCCGGAGCUGGCGCCCACGGCGAGGCACCCUUGCGCGGGCAGGAGGAGACCGGAGGUGGGACCCGGGCGGCGCGCCUCGUCCGCCAGAGGCAACCCGCGCCGAGAGCGCACGGCCACCGAACGCCGGCGCCUCCAGCAUGGAGUGGGAGCUCAACUUUCUGCUCUAUCUGGCGCUCUUCUUCUUCCUGCUCUUCUUACUUUUCCUCCUGCUCUUUGUGGUCAUCAAGCAGCUGAAGAACUCUGUGGCCAGCACCGCCGGGGCGCUCCAGCCCGGGCGCCUCUCGCUGCGCCGGGAGCCUUGGGGUUUCUCCCAGGAGCAAGCGGUGUAAUCAGCACUGCGCGGCAACCGGCUGGAGGGCAUGGAGCUGUGCGGGCGCCGAGCUGGGACUCGGCCUCGAUUCUCCCGCCGCACGGCUGCCGGGGUUCUAGGGCCAGGCUUGGCUGCCUCGC
Molecule: messenger RNA, 533 nt
Organism: Camelus dromedarius (Arabian camel)
Lineage: Eukaryota; Metazoa; Chordata; Mammalia; Artiodactyla; Camelidae
Gene: SMIM43
Product: small integral membrane protein 43
Exons: 1
Coding region: 221-412 (63 amino acids)
Source: RefSeq, a predicted model, not a curated record